Molecule: messenger RNA, 207 nt
Organism: Trichophyton rubrum CBS 118892
Lineage: Eukaryota; Fungi; Ascomycota; Eurotiomycetes; Onygenales; Arthrodermataceae
Exons: 2
Coding region: 1-207 (68 amino acids)
Biological process (GO): mitochondrial respiratory chain complex I assembly
Cellular component (GO): mitochondrial inner membrane
Source: RefSeq, a predicted model, not a curated record
AUGUCCACCGUCCGAGCCAUUAAUCUGCUGAUUCUGGGGCUGGGUCCCACGAUGCGCCCCAUCUCGCCCGAGACUAGGAGGCAUAUCAAUAAAUUGGGCAUAAGGGUUGAGGUUCAGGACACUAGGAAUGCAGCUGCGCAGUUCAAUCUGCUGGCAACAGAGAGAGGCGUUCAAGAAGUUGCAGCCGCCUUGCUACCUAUUGGGUAG